Hipposideros armiger (great roundleaf bat) is the source of this 813-nucleotide messenger RNA. RefSeq names its product olfactory receptor 3A1-like. The record is from RefSeq and is a predicted model, not a curated record. Gene Ontology annotation, biological process: G protein-coupled receptor signaling pathway. NCBI's taxonomy places the organism in Eukaryota, Metazoa, Chordata, Mammalia, Chiroptera, Hipposideridae. The coding region runs from base 1 to 813 and encodes 270 amino acids. The transcript has 3 exons. Gene Ontology annotation, molecular function: G protein-coupled receptor activity; olfactory receptor activity. Gene Ontology annotation, cellular component: membrane.
AUGCUUUACAGCCCAGGGUUCCAGUACUGGGAAAAGAAGUCCCCACAACUUCAGGCUGUAAAAAUCAGUGGAGAUUCCUCAAGACCAGCACUAGUGGCAGUAAGCCUUGUUUCAAGGCUUGGCCGUCUCUUGUCCCAUGAGCGUACAGUUCCCUAUGAAGCCUGCCUCACACAGCUUUUCUUCUUUCACCAGUUGGUUGGUGUGGACUGCUUCCUGUUGACAGCCAUGGCUUAUGACCGAUUCCUGGCCAUCUGCCGGCCCCUCACCUACAGCACCCGCAUGAGCCGAACGGUCCAGAGGAUUUUGGUGGUUGCAUCCUGGGCUUGUGCCUUCACCAAUGCACUGACGCACACUGUAGGCAUAUCCACGCUCAACUUCUGUGGUCCCAAUGUGAUCAAUCACUUCUACUGUGACCUCCCCCAGCUCUUCCAGCUUUCCUGCUCCAGCACCCAACUCAAUGAGCUGGUGCUCUUUGCUGUUGGUUUCAUAAUGGCAGGUACCCCUAUGUUUCUCAUUGUCACCUCCUAUAUCCAUGUGGCAGCUGCAGUUCUACGAAUCCGCUCAGUGAAGGGCAGGAAGAAAGCCUUCUCCACAUGUGGCUCCCAUCUCACUGUGGUUACCAUAUUCUACGGUUCAGGUAUCUUUAACUACAUGCGACUAGAUUCAGCCAAGCUUUCAGAUAAGGAUAAAGCUGUUGGGAUUUUUAACACCGUCAUUAACCCCAUGCUGAAUCCAAUCAUCUAUAGCCUCAGAAACCCUGAUGUGCAGGGUGCCCUUUGGCGUGUGCUCACCGGGAGGCAGUCACUGGCUUGA